AUGGUUAAAUCUAAAUCAGAUUUAGUUAACUCAAAAAAAACAACUCAAAAUAUAAAUAAAUCAACCCCAACUGUCAAAAUAGUUAAUCCAUUUGAUAGAAAGAUUAAUAAAGUUAAACAUGAAGUUUUAAAUCGUAAGGUUAGAGGUGUUGCCACCGAUAUUGGUCAAUCAAGAUAUAAUGCAAUUGAAAAGCGUAAAAAAACUUUAUUGGUUGAAAUGAAUCAACAAAAAAAAACAAAUAAAUUUAUCGAUUCUCGUUAUGGUGAAAAUGACCCAUCAAUGUCAGAAGAAGAUAAAAUGUUAGCACGUUUCCAAAAAGAAAAAAUGAGAAAUAAAAAUUUAUAUAGUUUAGAUGACAACGAAGAAAGUCACGAAUUAACACAUUUAGGUCAAUCAUUAGGUCAAUCAUUAGGUGAUGGUGUAGUUGCACAAGACGAUUAUGUAGCAUCAGAUGACGAAGUUGAUGAAGACAACGAAUUUUUAAGUGAAAGACAAAGAUUUGGUGGUGGUGAAGAUGAACAAAAUAAAAGAGAAACCCAUAAAUCAAGUAAAGAAGUUUAUCAAGAAAUUAUAGAGAAAUCAAAACAAGGUAAAGCUGAAAGAGCCAGAGAAAAAUUAUUAAAAGAAGCUUUCUCUAGAGAAUUAGAUGAGGAGUUUAAUUUAAUCAGAGGUGAUUUAGUAUUGUCAAAUCAAGUUAAAAACUCUCCAGUUGAAGACGAUGCUUUCUUAAAGUUCCAAGCUGAAAGCAGAGCCGCUGAACAAAAAGAAAAAGAUUCUGGUUCAUCUUCUAAAAAAGAAAAGCAUGACGAUUUCGAUGAAUUAAUGGUUCAAUUACAAGGUGAAACAAGAGCUCGUGCAUCUGAUCGUACCAAAACUAAAGAAGAAAUAAUGAAGGAAGAAAUGGAACGUUUACAACAAAAAGAAAAAGAAAGACUUGAAAGAGCCAGUGGUGAUUAUGUCGAAUUAGAAAAAGAUGCUCAAGAUUCUGAUAAAAAUUUACCAAAAAGAGUUAAAGAUAGAUUAAAGGAAAAAGAUAAUAAACCAAAGAUGUUAUCUGCAGAUUCUUUAGAUGAUGGAAAUGAAGUAUUAAAUGUUAAUGGUAUUGAUACCGUAUUUUAUAAUCCUCAAAUUGAUUCUGAUGAAGAAAAGCAAAGUGGAUCAGAUGACGACGAUGAAGACGAAGAUGAUGAUGAAGAAGAUGAAGAUGAAGAAAAUGAAGAAGACGGUGAGGAACAAGAUGAUGAAGAAGAAAAUGACUCAGAUUUAGAAGAUGAUGAAGUUAUUUCAGGUGAAAUCGAAGAAGAUGAAGAAGAAUUAGAACAAGAAAGAUUAAAAAAUAAGAAAUCCAAAAAAUCAGAAGAAGAGCCAGUUGAAACUAUUCCAUAUACUUUUGAUGUACCAAGCUCAAUUGAAGAAUUAAACGAAUGGUUAGAAAAUAGAAAUGAUGAAGAAAAGCAAACUAUUUUAAGUCGUAUUAGAGUCUGUAAUCAUAUUUCAAUUAAACCACAAAACAAAGAAAAAAUGAAAGCAUACCUUCCAAUUCUCUACCAAAGAUUUAUCAAUACUGCCACUGCUUCAGAUGAACAUUCAGUUGAUUUGAAAGAACUCGAUUCAUUAAGUACCUAUAUUUUUGAAGUUUCACAAGACGUCCCAGAUAUUUCAGGUAGCAGUGCUAAAGAGUUAGUUAACAACACUUAUAAACGUAUCUGUAAGAAAUUAGAAAUCCAAUCAAAAUUAAACUAUUGGCCAAAUCAAUCUGAAUUACUUUUAAUUAAACUACUUGGUAAUGUUUUCCCAACAUCCGAUUUCCAACAUCCAGUUUGUACUCCAGCAGUCGAAUCAUUAAACUUUUAUCUCUCACAUUGUCCAAUUAAAAAUAUUAAUGACAUUGCUUCAUCACUUUUCACCUCAAAUUUAUUAUUCUUUUAUUUAUCAAGCUCAAAGAGAUAUUCACCAGAAAUUUCAUCAUUAUUAAUCAGUUUAUUAUCAACCUUUGUAAAUCAAAACCAAACAGUAAAUUCAGAUCAACAAAAUAAAACAAAUAAUAAAAAAUUAACCAAACAACAACAACAACAAGAAAAAGAAUUACAAUCACAAAAAUCAAAACAAAAUCAAUGGGCUACUAUUAAUUCAAAUAUUUUAGUUCCAACUAUUCUUUUACCAGAAAACUAUUUAAAAUUAUCACCAUCAACUAAAUCAGAACCAAUUUCAUCAAUCGAACCAAAGAAACUUGAAUUUUCAACUUUAUCAAAAUCAAAUAUUCAAUUUACAAAUUCAUUAAAAAUUAAUUUAUUAAAUUAUUUGGUUAGUUUUAUUGAAAAAUAUAUUAAAUUUUAUUCAGAAACACAAUUUAGCGAAUCAUUACCAAGUUUAUUCAAUACUCUUUUAUCAAUUGUAAACAAAUUAGAUACCAAAUUAUAUCAUAAAGAAUUAGCCAGCAAGAUAGAAUCACUCAGAAACACUAUUGAAAAGAUUAAUAACGAAAUUAUAAAUAAUAGAAAACCAUUAAUUCUUUUAACUGGUAAACCACAACAAUUACGUCAAUUUAAUCCAAGAUUCAAUACAACAUCAUUCUUUAAUAAAGACCCAGAUGCUGAAAGAGCUGAGGCUAAGAAGAAGAAGGCUUUAAUCAAGAAAGAAACUAAAGGUGCUAUUAGAGAAAUCACCAAGGAUAAUCAAUUCAUUCAAGCCGAGAAAUUCAAGAAGGCCCAAGUAGAAAGAGCUGAAAAUGAUAAGAAGAGAAAACACAUAAUGAGCGAACUCCAAAAAGAACAACAAGAGGGUAAAGCUUAUAAAAAGAUGAAGGAUCGUUUAGAUGGUCGUAUUUAA
Messenger RNA from Dictyostelium purpureum, 2829 nucleotides. RefSeq lists its product as uncharacterized. Gene Ontology annotation, biological process: maturation of SSU-rRNA. The record is from RefSeq and is a predicted model, not a curated record. Gene Ontology annotation, cellular component: nucleolus; small-subunit processome; Noc4p-Nop14p complex. The transcript has 3 exons. The coding region runs from base 1 to 2829 and encodes 942 amino acids. Lineage: Eukaryota; Evosea; Eumycetozoa; Dictyosteliales; Dictyosteliaceae.